Messenger RNA from Helobdella robusta, 777 nucleotides. RefSeq lists its product as hypothetical. The transcript has 2 exons. The coding region runs from base 1 to 777 and encodes 258 amino acids. The record is from RefSeq and is a predicted model, not a curated record. Lineage: Eukaryota; Metazoa; Annelida; Clitellata; Rhynchobdellida; Glossiphoniidae.
AUGGUUAAUAAAUGUUGUGUUUAUGGCUGUAAAUCUGGAUAUACGUCAGAAAAGCGUUCGGCGUCUGAGAUUACGGGAAACAGAAAAUCACAUGAUUUCAUCACAUCAUCUCAGGACAGCAAAAUCGCUCGUCAACGCCGAAACAACAAGGAUACGUUUUUGAUAAGACUUAAACCCGAUUCGGUUCCAACUAUUUUUUCUAAUAAUUCAAAACAUAUGUUGUGUGAAAAAACUACAUCAAGAUCAGGUAAUGCGCUUCGAAGCAGUAGGAGUAAUAAAGAAAUGGAAAGACUCAGAGAGUUGGAAAGAAAUUUUAUGGAAGAAGAUUCAAUCGUAGGUCGGAAGCUUGAAGAUAUUAAAAUGAAAUUAGAGAAAGAAAUAACUUUUUCUACUGAAUUUAUAAUUAAAUUCAUAGACAACAACAUGGUAUUACUAAUAGUAAAGGUUGAUGAAAAACAUCAUUUAUCUAUUAGUUGUUCAAUAUUAGUGACACCUGAGUUUCAUUUGUUUGUAGAAGUGUAUGGGGAAGCUAUCCUGCAAAAAAAUUAUAAUGAUUUACUGCAAGGAAAGUUAACCAAAUUUUCUCAAUUGUUAAAUAUUGCUGCAAGAUUCAAAGCCAUCAGUGAAUGUGACAGACCGCUAUCGUGGGACAUUAUUCUCACAAAUGGAAUCAGUAAAAUUGAAAAAUGUUUAGACCUUAUUGAUGAAAGCUCUUUGGAUAAUGAUGAAAUAAUUAAAACGAUAUCAUUUUUAAAAGAAGAAUUACAAUUAAUUUGA